CGCUUGAAUAAGCAGCUCUGUCAGGUAGAGGAACAAGGAGGCGUAUUCAGGAGCCUGCCCACUGUGACUCAAGUAUAUAAGGUGGAGGCUCUGCACUGGUUUCAUACAUCAAUAGAAGCAGUUUAGUUCUGGGCUGGCUGAGUUUUCAUAACCACUGAGUCACAACCUUCAGCUGCGUUUUCUCUCACCUACAGGUUAUUUCCGACUACAUUGUGUAUUAGUUUUGUCUAUGUGUGUGUGCACAGCUAUGCUCCUGCCUGAUGGCGGUGAUAAAGACAGAGAAGGAGGCAGAGGUGAGGAGAGCUGCUGUCCAUGUCAUCGCCUCGCUGCUUCGAGGACUUGGUGACAAAACCACCCAGGUUCUCACAGAUGUUCUGCUGGAUCUGUACCGGGCUCUAAAAUGGGCCAUUCGCUGUGACCCAGAUGAAGUGGUGGUGCUGCAUGCCCAGCUGGCUCUGGAGGAGCUCGAUGGCGUCAUGAAGAGGCUCAUCUUUCCUCAACAGAAGCUGGAGAAGAAGAUCGUCGUCCUGCCGUAGAACUCUGAGCCGUGUUCUGCCUGUAUGGACGACAGUGAGUCGGAACACUCCACCACAGGGACGCACUGUUGUUCUGUUCAGUCACUGCCAUCUGGUUUAUAUAUUUUAUAUAAAAUCCUGUAAAAUGAC
Messenger RNA from Betta splendens (Siamese fighting fish), 665 nucleotides. RefSeq names its product transport and Golgi organization protein 6 homolog. Gene Ontology annotation, biological process: protein secretion. Lineage: Eukaryota; Metazoa; Chordata; Actinopteri; Anabantiformes; Osphronemidae. The transcript is spliced from 2 exons. Bases 261 to 536 code for a protein of 91 amino acids. The record is from RefSeq and is a predicted model, not a curated record.